GCGCCCGCCCGGCACGCGCGGAUCGGGUUUCGACACUUCGUGUCUGCCUCGUCCCUCUUUUCCUUCUUGUCUAAUUACCUAUUUAUUACUAUCCCGAUCCCUCGGCUCCGUGACACCCAAACACUGUCGUUCCUGCUUGCUGCCUUUCAACACCGCGGCGCAUCAUCACUAUCCGAAUCUCGACGUCGACUCUCCAUUCGGAUCACUGCCGAACACUCGACCCCACCACACGGUCACCACCAUCAUGGGUGACCUCCGCCAGAGGGCAUCGUACCCGGACAUUGCAUCUGGCGAUGCCUCGGCAAACCCAAACCCAGACGAAGCUGGACUUCUUGUACAACGAAAUGAUAGUUCGCAAAAGACGAUCCAAAAUGCGCAUCCUUCCGGCAAGAAGAAGCAUAACCGGUUGAUCCAGAUCCUUAGGGGUGUUUCGCUGGCUAUCUUCUUCACAGCAUGUUCUGUUGGCAUCGUCGCGACCCAGUUCCUCGGCGCACCACUGUAUUGGAUCAACCGCGGCCUCUACUACACCUACAUGGCCGUUACGAAACAGUCCUUCGGCCUAAUCAUCACGACUAUGACGCAGUGGUGGGGUCCCACGACCAUUCGCAUCAGCGGCGAUGGCUCCGUCGCCGGCCAGAUCAAAAAGACCCCCGACGGUCGCGUCGAGUUCAACUUCCCCGAGCGCAUGGUCAUGAUCGCCAACCACCAGAUAUACACCGACUGGCUCUACCUCUGGUGGGUAGGCUACGCCAACGCGCCCCGCAUGCACGGCUACCUCUACAUCAUCCUCAAGGAGUCGCUCAAGUACCUCCCCAUCGUGGGCCAAGGAAUGAUGUUCUACGGGUUCAUCUUCAUGUCGCGCAAAAUGUCUGUCGAUCAGCCACGGUUGGCCUACAGACUCGGGAAGCUAAAGACCAAACAUACGCACAACGGGAGACAGUAUCUCAACCCCAUGUGGCUUCUGUUGUUCCCCGAGGGAACCAACUGCACGCAAAAUGGAAGGAACAAGUCCAAGAAGUGGGCGGACAAAAUUAGUAUCAAGGACACGGAGCACGUCCUCCUGCCGCGCAGUACGGGAAUCUACUUUUGUCUGAAGGAGUUGAAGGGCACGGUAGACUAUGUUUACGACUGCACCGUCGCCUACGAAGGCGUUCCCCGCGGCAUGUACGGCGAUCAAUUCUUCACCCUCUCCUCCACCUACCUGCGCGGCCAGCCGCCCAAAUCCGUCAACUUCUACUGGCGCCGGUUCGCGGUAGCCGACAUCCCGCUCGAAAACCAGGAGGAAUUCGACGUCUGGCUGCGCGAGCGCUGGUACGAGAAGGAUGCGCUGAUGGAGCAGUACCUGACCACUGGCCGGUUCCCGCCUAGUCCGGCGACCAAGGAGGGAGGCCAUGAGGGUCACUUAGAGACGGAGGUGCGCGCGAGACAUCCUUUGGAGUUUUUGCAGAUUUUUUCUGUGUUGGGGGCUGCGGGCGUGUUGGCUACUACGGCGGUUAGGACGUGGGGGAGGGUGGCGCAGUGGAUAUCCUGAGAUUCGAAGUUUGACGGCCUUUGCUGCAUCAAGUCUUCUACUCGUGGGGUCUUGAGGCGACCUUUCCCUCUGACCAAGACUGGCUAGACAAGGGACGUUGCUGGCCAGAUGAGUAUUCACGGAUCAUGACUGAUGAGACGACGCUUCACUCUAUCCUUUGGGAUAUACCCCCUUUUUGU
Messenger RNA from Neurospora tetraspora, 1710 nucleotides. RefSeq names its product acyltransferase-domain-containing protein. Gene Ontology annotation, cellular component: endomembrane system; endoplasmic reticulum. NCBI's taxonomy places the organism in Eukaryota, Fungi, Ascomycota, Sordariomycetes, Sordariales, Sordariaceae. The coding region runs from base 245 to 1531 and encodes 428 amino acids. Gene Ontology annotation, biological process: phosphatidylinositol acyl-chain remodeling. The record is from RefSeq and is a predicted model, not a curated record. Gene Ontology annotation, molecular function: acyltransferase activity. The transcript has 3 exons.